Molecule: messenger RNA, 1304 nt
Organism: Mycena citricolor
Lineage: Eukaryota; Fungi; Basidiomycota; Agaricomycetes; Agaricales; Mycenaceae
Source: the annotation of a GenBank genome assembly
GCCAACCAUCUUCAACUGAACCUUCACGUCAAGGCCGUCACUCGCUUAGAUAUAUCGAGGAGGCAGAGAAGGAGGGGUGCUGGGUGACUCAAGGAUAACAUUUGCACUCUUCUUCGUAGGAAAUAGAAGAGCUUCGAGCAUGGCGUACCAGUUCAGCAGGAAAGGGUGCUUCAAGUGUGGGAAUUACUACCCUUUUCACAAGUGGGGCAUAUUGCCGAGAGCUGCUCUUCGGAGCAACGUCUCUGCUAUAAUUGUCGCCAGCCUGGUCACGAAUCUUCUGCUUGUCCGUCACCUCGUUCGGUCUCUGCUAAGCAGUGCUACUCUUGCGGCGGAGUCGGACACAUACAAGGUCGCCGAAUGCCCCAGUUUGAGAAUUCAGUCUGGUCAGAAGUGCUACGUGAGACCCGUUAAUUGUGGACGCUUCGGCCACAUAGCCAGGAUGUGCAGCGGAACUUCCACCGGAUUUUUCCGCCCUCCUCCCCCCGGCCGGGCUUUAAACACAGACGUAUUUCGUUCUGUGAAAUGCUACCGAUGCGGAGGCCCUAACCAUAUGGCGAAAGACUGUCUCGCUCCUGCCAGCAACGACCUGGCGCCAGGCCCGAAGAAAACCUGUUACAAGUGUCACCAAGAAGGCCACAUUGCGAGAGAGUGUCCUGAAAAUGUCCGAAUCACCGAGGGGUUUGAUGCGACUGCUUGCUCGACUAUCCCCGUCAUGUUGCGGGUAGCUCGAGCGUCGGUCUCAAGGAUUGAAGCAACACGCAGCCCGAAAAGGCACCUUUUCUCCUUACCCGACCUCUCGACUAUUCUCCCUGGCGGAACGAGUCGACAAACCUAUCAGGAACAGAAAGUGCUUCCUUACACGCGUGCUCAACUCUAUGACGUCGUUUCCGACGUUUCUUCCUAUCGACACUUCAUUCCGUUCUGCACCUCGUCAACAAUCCUUAACCGCUCGAAAGGGACACCGCUUGUGUUAGAAGCAGAGUUGACUGUGCAGUUCCUUGCUCUUAAGGAAAGCUAUGUGAGCAGGGUCACUUGUGUGCCGCUCGAGUCCGUGGAGGCAGUCGCGUCGUCCGCAACCCCACUAUUCAAAGAGUUGAAAACUACCUGGCGCUUUGCGCCAGCACCGAGCGAAUCGCCGCACGCAACCUUGGUUCGUUUGGAUCUCGCGUAUGAAUUUGCAAGUCCCAUCCACGCUGCUGUAUCAUCCUCUUUCUUCGGGCAAGUCUCAAAGCUUAUGGUGGAAGCAUUCGAACGUCGUUGUGGCGACAUAUAUAGCAGAAAUCAUUAAUAGAUUGGAGCGACAA